AUGGUGUCACUCAGAGAGAUGAAAAAACCUGAAUCUGCUUCCACCUCACACCAUGAGGUUAAACUCCCAAGAGUUCAGAUACCAAUAUUAUCAGAUGUUGAAAAAAUGCAGUAUCUCAAGAAUAAUCUUAAAGGUGAGGCCUCCAAACUAUUAAGACAUUUAGAGGUUAGUAACAACAACUAUAAGGUGUCAUGGGAUUUAUUAAACGAGAGAUAUGCCAACAAACGAAGAUUAGUAAAUUCAUAUCUCCAUGCCUUAUUAAAUCAACCAAAGGUUGAUUCAGAAUCCAGUACCCAACUAAAAAAGUUGCAUGAUACAUCAAAAGAGUGCUUAUACGGUGUGUCAAAUCUUGGAUUUGACACCUCUUCCUGGGAACCAAUAAUAUAUCAUAUAACACAAAGAUUAGAUAUUGAAUCUCUACGGCUGUAUGAGCAGUCGUUACCAAACACGAAGGAUGUUCCAUCUUUACAACAAGUAUAUGACUUUCUAACGAAUCGUUUCGAAUCGUUAGAAUCACUGGGUGACAAGAAACGAGAACAUAAAAACCAUCCAAUGCAAAUUGUUCGAAACUUCGUAACAAAAGUUGAAACCCGAUGUCGCUAUUGUAGAAAAACUGCACAUAGCAUUUAUAAAUGCAAUGAAUUUCUUGCAUUACACCCAAACCAGAAAUUAGAAGCCGUCAAACGCCAAAACCUAUGCCGCAAUUGUCUUAGCCAUACGAUGAAUGAAAACUGUCAGAGUCGCAGAACCUGCAGCAUAUGCAAAGGCCAUCAUCACACUUUAUUACACAAUGAUGCCCUUUCUCAGAAUCCAAGAAAUACAACCAUCCAAACUGCAUUGGCAGAAUAUAAUAAAGAAAUUCUUUUAGCCACUGCAAUGAUAAAGGUAACCACAUACAAAGGUAAAUUUGAAAUAUUGCGUGCACUCAUUGACACUGGAGCACAGGCAUCAUUUAUAACUGAGGAGGCAGCCCAGAUGUUAUCGGUCCCGAAAUCUAAGACUUACAUUAAAGUAUCCGGUCUUGGAGCAUCAUCAGCUGGAACAUCACUUGGAAAGGUUCAUAUCCAAGUCCAACCUCGAUUUUCAUCAACAUUCAAAAUCAAUAUUGAUGCGUAUGUUCUCCCAAAGUUAACAAAUAAACUUCCCAAUUCUUACUUCAAGUUCUCAAUGUGGAAAAAUUACUUGCUGGCUGAUCAAACCUUCAACCAGCCUGGACCAAUUGACGUCAUCAUAGGUGCCGAUGUAUAUCCCUCGAUAAUUUGCGAUAGAAUCAAAAAAUCAGAAAACGGUACAUUGGCACAAAAUACAGAACUAGGCUGGAUCAUAUCAGGGAAGAUACCACAACGCUUCUGGGAAAUAGAAGAAACUCCAUACCAAGAAGAAACAACGAAUGAAAAUGAUGACUGCGAAAAACAAUUCAAAGAAAACCAUAGACGAAAUCACGAUGGAACAUAUACAGUAAGAAUUCCAUUCAAACCAAAUAAACAAACUUUAGAUGAUUCGAAAAAGAGAGCAAUGGCUAGACUUUUACAAAUGGAAAAAAAGUUUAAAAAGAAUAAUAAAGCUGGGGAAGAAUACAGAAAAUUUAUGAGAGAGUAUUUAACACUUGGACAUAUGAAGCCGAUUGAGCAGAUUACAAAUCCUGAUGAUGAAGUAUACUAUAUGCCACAUCAAGCAGUAAUAAAAGCAGACAGCACUACUACAAAGCUUCGUGUCGUUUUUGAUGCCUCAUCCAAAACAGACAAUGGAGAAAGUCUGAAUGACAACAUGCUAGUUGGACCUAGGUUACAGGCUGAUUUAGCAACCAUACUUCUACGUUGGCGGAAGUAUAAAUACGUCUUUACAGCAGACAUAGAAAAGAUGUAUAGACAAAUAAAAAUUGAUGAGAGAGACAUGAAUUAUCAGAGAAUAUUAUGGAGAUUCUCACCCGAUGAAACGAUUAAAGAAUAUGCACUAACAACAGUUACAUAUGGGACGUCGUCAGCCCCAUACCUUGCCAUUAAAGCAAUACGUCAAUUGGCAGAUGAUGAAGCGAUAAGAUUUCUAAAGGCAUCUAAGAUUGUUCACGAAGACUUCUAUAUGGACGAUGUUAUGACGGGAGCACACACUAUUGACGAAGCUAGAGCAAUUCAGAAAGAACUAGUUGAAUUAAUGCAAGCAGGUGGAUUUAACCUCAGAAAAUGGACGAGUAAUAACCAGGAACUUUUGAGAUGCAUCCCAUUGGAGCAAAGAGAGCUAGCAAUAAUUGAGCUAGUAGAAAAUGAAGAAAAGACCACUAUAAAAACCCUUGGUAUUAAUUGGAAUCCAGCAACAGACACAUUCCAUUUCAAGGUUAGCAUUAAAAAUGAUUCCACUAAAUUAACAAAAAGAAUUAUUUUAUCAAAAGCAGCUCAAAUAUUUGACCCACUGGGUUGGAUAACUCCAGUCACACUACGGGCAAAGUUAAUUAUUCAAAAACUGUGGAAGUCCAAAGUAUCCUGGGAUGACGAAGUCCCUGAAACAAUUGCAACAGAGUGGAUCAAAUACCAAAGUGAAGCUUCCGCUCUAGAACAAAUCAAAAUACCACGAUACAUAAAUUACUCAAUCCAAGUUAUCUCCAUAGAAUUACAUGGGUUUUGUGAUGCGUCAGAACAAGCAUAUGGUGCCGUAGUAUAUUCAAAAAUAACAACACGAAGUGGUGAUACAAAUAUCUGUCUUCUUACUGGAAAAUCGAAAGUAGCACCCAUCAAAUCAAAACUUACGAUACCUCGUCUAGAGCUGUGUGGAGCGGAGCUCCUUAGUAAGUUGAUGGUUCACGUGAGUAAAACUCUUGAAAUAGAAAAUUUAGACAUCUUCUACUGGACCGAUUCAAUGAUAACAUUAGGCAGAAUACAAGGGUCAAAUAGUAAACUCGAUGCAUUUGAAAGAAAUCGAAUUCAAAAAAUCCAGAGAAUAAGUAAUCAAAGUAACUGGAACUAUGUCAAAACAGGAGAUAACCCAGCAGAUUGUCAUGGUUAA
Messenger RNA from Episyrphus balteatus (marmalade hoverfly), 2997 nucleotides. RefSeq lists its product as uncharacterized. Gene Ontology annotation, molecular function: aspartic-type endopeptidase activity. The transcript is spliced from 3 exons. Bases 1 to 2997 code for a protein of 998 amino acids. The record is from RefSeq and is a predicted model, not a curated record. NCBI's taxonomy places the organism in Eukaryota, Metazoa, Arthropoda, Insecta, Diptera, Syrphidae. Gene Ontology annotation, biological process: proteolysis.